AUGAGCGUAUUUAAAUUUCGAGGUGAACUCAUUGGACACACGAGUGAUGUGAGAGGCCUUUGUUGUUCUCGAGAUGGCAUGCUUGUCUCGUCUUCGCGAGAUAUGUCGAUUCGGUCCUGGAAACUCGAUAAGGGAACAGCUAAUACCAGUGCAGGAAAAGUAUAUACAAAACACGACAAUUAUGUAACGACAGUAGUGUUCGCGAAACCUACAGAAACGUUUCCAAGCGGUCUUAUACUGACGGGCUCGAAUGAUAAUCUUAUUCGAGCAUUUCUCGAGGAUGAGUCGGAUCCGGUUUUCGUCCUGCAUGGUCAUACUGACACAGUUUGCACUCUUGAUUCCAAUUCUAACGGUCUCAUUGCUAGCGGUUCAUGGGAUUCAACAGCUAGGUUAUGGAAUUACGAUUCUUGCAUCGGCAAACUCCAACGUCCAGGAACGACGAUAUGGUCAGUCAGUUUUCUACCCCAGCCCCAUCCAGAUGAAUAUCAGAUCGCUACAGGCUCGUCAGAUGCGGUAAUAGCCAUCUGGCGUAUACCAAGCGCUUCGCUCGGCCGAGGUUCCCUUGCUUAUGAGUCUGUAACGCCCUCAAGACUUCUAAGAGGUCACACAGACUGCGUUCGUUCCCUGGCUCUCCUCGACGUCGACCGUCUUCUCUCGGCUAGCAAUGACGGAAGCCUGCGUUGCUGGAGUCUCGACUCUGGAACUUGCAUUGCGGAGUUUUAUGGUCACACAAGCUUUGUCUACUCCGUGGCCGUUGAUCCCAAUCAUCAGUUCAUUGUCUCAUCUGGAGAGGAUAGGACAGCUCGCGUCUGGCCCAUUCCCGAAGUGGGUGUUAAUUCGAUGCAGCAGUUAGAGUGCCAACAGACCAUCUUCCUACCCUGUCAGACUGCAUGGUGCGUGGUGGUCACAGUUGAUGGUGAUAUCGCUGUUGGAUGCAGCGAUAAUAGGAUUCGUUUGUUUUCGCGCAAUCCUGAACGUCAAGCGUCGGACUCGGCGUUAGAAGCGUACGACACUGAACUGGCCUCCUUUCAGGUGGCUGAGGGGACUCUCGGUGAACUUGACAGGCAUAAUUUACCCGGCAUUGAAGCUCUCACAGUUCCUGGCCGAAGCGAGGGUCAGAUAAUGGUAAUUCGGGAGGAGUCGGGUGUGGUGUGCUACCAAUGGUCGACGUGUGAGUCAAGAUGGGUGAAAGUCGGCGACGUUGUGGGCUCCGCGGAGCACUCCGCCUCUGGGUCCAACCGCAUUCUUUUCGAGGGCAAGGAGUACGAUUACGUGUUCACGGUUGACUUCGCUGAUAAUAUGCCAGCGGUUAAACUGCCCUUCAACAAGAUGGAUGAUCCCUGGGUGGUAGCGCAAGCCUUCUUGCACAAACACAAUCUACCACAGGACUACCUGGACACAGUGGCUAAGUACAUAAUUAAGCAGGCCGGUCUGGAGAGCUCUAACAUCAGUAAGGAUAGCGGGAACGAGUUUUUCGAUCCUUACACUGGUUCUGGUCGCUAUGUUCCCACCGGAUCGACCGAUCAAAAGCCCAGCGUCCAUUUUCCUGCUAAAGAGUUCAUCACUUUGGAGGCUAUCAAUGUCAAAUUGGUCUUGUCGAAACUGAAGGAGUUCAACUCGACUGCUCCAAAGGGCCUCUCGGACAAGACACUACAGCUAGUGGAGAAUAUGAGCCCCGAGAUGUCGGAGGAGAAUGCUCUGCAUCUGACGCUGUCUAUUCUGGAGCUUAUUGAACUGUGGCCAAGUGAUCUAACCUUUCCCCUCCUCGACUUGUUGCGGUGUUUGGUCCGUUGGCACAGUGCCUCUGACGCCAUCUUUCAACCGGCGAUGUGGACAUCUAUCUUGCGAACUUCGGGUCUAGAGCAUAUGAAGAUGGAUGUCGGUGCCAUUGCGACCCUUCCUCCAGCUGAGAUAAACUGCUCUUUAUUCCUCUUUCGCCUCAUGACCAACGCAGUUGCCGCAGAUGCUGGUAGAGUGAGGGCUGGCUCCUCUGUACCCGCCUCUCUGCCACUCAUCUUUGAGGAGGCCAGGCAUCUGGUCAAACUCUUCGAUUCGCCUGCCCUGGAUAUUUUUGAUAAAAAGAAAAAUCACGUGGUAGCUCUAGCAACCUUGGUACACAAUCUGGCCGUUUUUGCUUACAAAAACGUCGGCGACCACAGCACCACUAUCACCGCAAUACCGACCCUGCGGGGCUUGCCGGGAUUGUGUGUGCGAAUGGCAACCAGCCUACUACUCUUCACUGCUCCCAAAGGUAUGGAAUCGGUUACUCACUACCCCCCAGAGGUGCAGCUUCGACUCCUCAUCGCGCUUGCCACUGCCGUAAUUGCCUCUACUCCUGUCCCUACCGAAGGAACACCGAUAAGUGCAGAGGCGGAGGCCGCACUACGACUGCGGCGCGCCUGUCUCAUUGGGAGCGCAGCCACUUCGAGUGGGGCCUCUGAGGCUAGCGAGGAUGUGCUGACGGGUUGGGAGCGGAUUCGUGAUGUGAUGCAAUUCUGGACGCAAUGCAAAAUCGCGCAGGCGUCGAUUCGAAGCCUAGAGACGAAACUCACAGGAGGAUUUUGCUUCCUUGUGCGAGCUAAAAUCGGUGAGUUGACAUUUCCUCUAGCCGCUGGAUCCGAUAUCCUGAAAGCUCCAUUCAGCCUGGAGCAUGAUACCACCUUUGCCACAGACGACUAUGACUGUCAGGUGAUGAACCAGGGAGCAGAGCCCUUCAUCGCUAUUGUGCACUGCUGUUACACCGGUGCAGAUCUUAACGAUGAGCGAGAAUGGACAAGCGAAGACUAUCGGGAAAUAUUGAGGCGAAUCUACUUCAGAUAG
Messenger RNA from Echinococcus granulosus, 2820 nucleotides. Its product is annotated as Phospholipase A-2-activating protein. The record is from RefSeq and is a predicted model, not a curated record. NCBI's taxonomy places the organism in Eukaryota, Metazoa, Platyhelminthes, Cestoda, Cyclophyllidea, Taeniidae. Gene Ontology annotation, biological process: proteasome-mediated ubiquitin-dependent protein catabolic process; ubiquitin recycling. The transcript has 11 exons. Gene Ontology annotation, cellular component: cytoplasm; nucleus. Bases 1 to 2820 code for a protein of 939 amino acids. Gene Ontology annotation, molecular function: ubiquitin binding.